ACGCUUACAGCCGUAGCUCAACAAACGAGCCUUGUUGCUGCGGUUGUCGUCCCCAAGAUUGCUUCGACGCCUUGGAGUUGUAGUCUCAUGGAUUGCCCGAAAGGAUGGCCCGAACAGGUAGUUCGUGUCCAGGCCUUGUCCGACAGCGGUCUGAUGACGAUUCCAGACCUGUACGUCAAGCCGCCGGCCGAGCGCCCGUCGGUUGGUAACGGUGGCGACGUUACGUCCGACAUCCCGGUCAUCGAACUGGGGGGGCUGGCGGAGGGCGCGGCGGAGUGCCGCGCCACCAUCCGCGCCGUGGGGGACGCGUGCAGCGAGUGGGGAUUCUUCCAGGUGGUGAACCAUGGGGUAAGCCCGGACCUCGUCGCCAGGGUCCGGGAGGUGUGGCGGGCCUUCUUCCAUCUCCCUAUGGAGGAGAAGCAAGCUUACGCUAAUGACCCCAAGACUUACGAGGGCUACGGCAGCCGCGUCGGCGUCGAAAAGGGUGCCAUAUUGGACUGGGGUGACUACUUCUUCCUCCACCUCCUCCCCGAAUCCAUCAAGAACCAGAACAAGUGGCCUGCCCUGCCAUCGUCUUGCAGGGAGACGGUGCAAGAGUAUGCAGAUGAGUUAGCGAAGCUGUGUGGGACGCUGAUGAAGGCGCUGUCCAUAAGCUUAGGCCUGGACGUGGAGCAGCUGCAGACCGCCUUCGGAGGGGACGCCGUCGGCGCCUGCCUCCGCGUGAACUACUACCCAAGGUGCCCGCAGCCGGAGCUCACCCUCGGCCUCUCCGCCCACUCCGAUCCCGGUGGCCUCACCAUCCUCCUCGCCGACGACUGCGUCAACGGUCUCCAAGUCCGCAGAGGCGACGACUGGGUCACCGUCCAACCCAUCCCCGGCGCUUUCAUCGUCAACGUCGGCGACCAGAUUCAGGUUCUGAGUAACGCAGUGUACAGGAGCGUGGAACACCGAGUGGUGGUGAACGCAGCACAGGAGCGGCUCUCGCUGGCCUUCUUCUACAAUCCGAGGAGCGACGUAGCGAUCGCGCCGGUGAGCAAGCUGGUGACGCCGGAGCGGCCGCAGCUGUACCGGCCGAUGACCUUCGACGAGUAUCGUCUGUACAUUAGGAAGAAGGGGCCGAAGGGGAAGUCGCAGGUGGAGUCAUUGAAGGCACAGAGUGUUAAUUGAUCAGGUGUACGUCAUCUGCUUGCUGUGAUAUGUCCACAUGUAGCGAGCCAUGGUUGCAGAUCUUGCUUGGGUUAUACUAUACGUACAUGUAGAAGUUGUUGGGAGGUAAAGAAAUAGUUCAUAAAUGAAUAAAUAAUAUGUCAGAAAA
Musa acuminata subsp. malaccensis (wild Malaysian banana) is the source of this 1315-nucleotide messenger RNA. Its product is annotated as jasmonate-induced oxygenase 1. The record is from RefSeq and is a predicted model, not a curated record. NCBI's taxonomy places the organism in Eukaryota, Viridiplantae, Streptophyta, Magnoliopsida, Zingiberales, Musaceae.